Molecule: messenger RNA, 1728 nt
Organism: Pogona vitticeps (central bearded dragon)
Lineage: Eukaryota; Metazoa; Chordata; Lepidosauria; Squamata; Agamidae
Source: RefSeq, a predicted model, not a curated record
CCGGGCAGAGAGAUGGCAGCCUGGCCCGCCUCGAAGGCGCCGCCGGAGCCCAUGGAGAGCGAGACCCCCACCAGCAACUCUUCCUCCUCCUCCUCCUCCUCCUCUCACGGCCCCCUCGGGGUCACCCUCGAAGACCGGGAGCUGUGGGCCAAGUUUCACCAAGUGGGGACAGAAAUGAUCAUCACCAAAUCCGGGCGGUGGAUGUUCCCACAGUGUAAGAUCAAAGUCACGGGUUUGCUUCCCGGCGCCAAAUACCUGUUGCUGGUGGACUUUGUGCCCCUGGACAACUUCAGGUACAAGUGGAACAAGGACAAGUGGGAAAUUGCGGGAAAGGCUGAGCCGCGGCCCCCUUGCCGGACCUACGUCCACCCAGACUCUCCGGCCCCCGGCAGCCACUGGAUGAAGGAGACGGUCUCCUUCCAGAAGCUGAAGCUGACCAACAACACCCUGGACCAGCAAGGCCACGUCAUCCUCCACUCGAUGCAUCGCUACAAGCCGCGUUUCCACAUCCUGCAGGCCGAGGAGCUCUUUGGCCCCGCCGGCGGCUGGAGCGCCUUCCACACCUUCAGCUUCCCAGAGACGGCGUUCACCUCCGUCACCGCCUACCAAAACAAGGAGGUCACCAAGCUCAAGAUCUACAACAACCCCUUUGCCAAAGGCUUCCGGGAGCAAGGGAGGAAGGCCGGCAGGGAGGGGCGGAUUGCCCGGAAGGGUCCACCUGGAGCACCGGCAAAGGGAGGAACCCUGAGGGGGGGACCCAGACCUGGCCUGGGGGAGCCAGACCUUGCGCAGGGCAAGGCCCCAGGGGUGAAGGAGGAGAGCUACGCCGUUCCUGCCAGCUGCAGCAGCUGCUCUGGGUGGCUCCCAGGUGCCAGCCACCCCCAUCAGGUCCCCGCGGAGCCUCUGGUGCAAGGAGAGCAGAGCGCCAUGGCGGGCCCCGAGCAGGAGGAGGAGGAGGAGGAGGAGGAGGAGAGGCCAAUGGCCCUGCCGGCCCCCACCGCGAGCAGCGCCAUGGCGGGCCCCGAGCAGAAGGAGGAGGAGGAGGAGGAGAGGCCGAUGGCCCUGCUGGCCGCCACUGUCUGCACCGCCCAGGCAUCCAGGCACGAGGCUGCCCAGCUCUCCUGGGCAGAGAGGUUGCCUGAGCUGGGUGAUGUUUCGACGCCAGCCCACCUCCCACAACCCGUUUCCUUGAACGAAUUUUGGACCCAGCCCCACCAGCUGGACUUCCCGGCGGUUGCAGAGCAAGAUCCCAAGGCUCCAGACGGCUUCGGUGGCCAUUUGCCUCCCCUCUCCUUGCCUCUUUUGCCUCUGCAGGACUAUCCUGGGAUGGUGGUAAAUGCUGGCGACCUGGGGGGCCAACCAGCACCCCGGCGGCCCAUGUGCAGCCCUUCUGCCCCCGAGCCGACCUUCAGCCAGUGGGUGGUUCCUGCACAUGGCCAGUACCGGGCUGCCAGCUAUGGGGCUUUCCCUGCAGACUUUGGAUGCCAGGGAACCGCUGGCCACGGCGGGGUGGCCGACUGGAGCCCCUACUCGCUGUUCCCUUAUGCCUGUUGGUGAAGGACAGAGCUGGCCUCCACAGCAGCAGCGGUGUGUGUACGACAAAGCCCUGUGCUAGCCACAUCCGUGACAAGAGCAGCUGUCCGAAGACCACAAUGAGAACAGCGGGAACUUAGGCUUCGGUUUUAGAAGAUGUGCGACGCUUUCCUCCCUCUCCCACGUGCCUAAUAA